Molecule: messenger RNA, 3818 nt
Organism: Odontomachus brunneus
Lineage: Eukaryota; Metazoa; Arthropoda; Insecta; Hymenoptera; Formicidae
Product: gametogenetin-binding protein 2-like
Exons: 11
Coding region: 252-2390 (712 amino acids)
Cellular component (GO): cytoplasm; nucleus
Source: RefSeq, a predicted model, not a curated record
GUGCUGCUCCACGCACACGUACUUCGCACUUUAGUGGCAGACGUGACACUCCAUUUGUUUUCGUCGUGUAGUCGCGUAACCGCUUGCGUGGUGAAUGUUUAGCGAUUACACGGAACGAGAUACUCUUUCUGAUCGACCUGUCUCUAACGAAGGAAACGAGAGAGAAAAGGAAAGAACGAAGGUGUAUUAGGUGAAAAAGAGAGAGACGGGUAAAAGGAGUGAGCGGGUGCAUAUCACCCGGGCAGAGAGCGAUGGCGAGAUUGGUGAAUGUUUGGCGGGACGAUAAGCCGAUGGAACUAUUUGUCAAUCAAAUGCUAUUGAAUAUCGACGAAAACCUGACGAUGAUUAUGGAUAUAAAACGUUUAGGAGCAAUCUGUGAUAAUCCUGUAAUUCGUGGAAAACAUUUGACUGAGUUUAUCAAAAAAUUGGAAAUACUUACAAAGGAAGAGAUUAAGGCAUCCUUUGAAGUCUCCUGUAAGGACAUGCUUGCUAUUUUAAGUGAAACUGUGCCGUGUGUAGGUUGUCGAAAGAGUGUCGAGAGACUAUUAUAUGAUUUAAUAAAAUCGGGGCAUCCUGCAUUAGAUCCACUGGUUAUUACUCCUGAUGGUCUGCUUUCUAUUAAGGAUGAUGUACUGGAGUCACCUGAGCAACUUUGCACAAUAUUACAUGGGCACAGCACUAGGCUAAGUAACUUAGUGGAGCAGCAACCAAGAAAUAGGAAAUCUCAACGAUGUAUAUUGCAUUCUUUGGAAAUUCAACGAAUGCGACCUCCACCAAAUGCAUGGAGGGAAGUGUGGGAGUGUAUGGAAUAUCCCUGCCAAGAGGAACUCGCAUUGAUAGAAGCUGAGACGCUGAACGAGACAUUGGAUACUUAUCUACGUAAACAUAGGUUUUGUGGCGAAUGCCGUAACAAGGUAUUAUUAGCGUCCUCUCUUCUAACGAGUGAAUCCAAUCCUGAAAAGGAAAAAGGCUAUGUACCUAUUUUGUAUGCUGGUAUCAGACGUUGUGUAGCUGAUCGCCAUAUUCACUUACCAACCAUAAUCGAUUACAUCGAUGCCAUCAUCAGUCGCGCACAGCCGGAACUUUUGGGAAGAGAGCGACAUGCGAAAACGCUAGAAAUUGCUCAAGAGGAAGUACUUACGUGUUUAGGUGUGUGUAUAGCGGAACGUAUACACAAAGUCCAUCGACGGCUGAGAGAAGAGGAAACUGUGUGUAAAGUAUUAGCCGCUGUCGCAGUAGAUGCAUUGUCUAGGAGUUUUCGGAUGGCGGUCGAGGCGAAACAAGGUGCCACGCAGUUAGAACUGUUGUACGAGGAAUUUACGAGGGAAGAAGUGGCGAAACAGCAGAAGCGUGAGAAAUUGCGGCUCAAACGUAGAAAGCAGAAAGAACGUCGUUAUGAAGCUGAAGCCGAGGAGAAGGAAAAUACCUGUGAUUGUUCGAGUGAAAGACAUACUGGUGAUAGCCAAUCCUCCUGUGUCUGUGCAGAGUCAAAACCAACGACGCAGAAUAUCGACCGACACAAGUUGCAAGUUUUAGAUCCGAAAAACAAAGGUGUGCGGAUGUGUAAGUGUCUCGAUUGUUUAAACAAGACGAAAACACUUGGUAUAUCACAAUCGCCAAGUAAAGCCGAACGAGCAUUCCCUGUAAAAAAGACUGAGAGUCCACAAAAGACUAUAGCGAAGGAUUCUGCUGAAACGAAAACGAAAUCUAUCGCAAACGAGUCUAAGCAAAGUAGUAGCGCGUCUUGCAAACAAUCUCUUCAAGAGGAUUCGUCGGAUAUCUCCGAGUCAUGUGAAAGCUUAGCCGAAAAAUCCGAUGAAGGUCAAUGGAAUUGUGACACUUACCAGGAUUUUAUGACAAAGACAUUGUCAAACGCUUGGACUCCGAAACCCCGUGCAAAAAGUAAAUACACCAUGUGGAUAGAAAUGAGGAAACGUUUGAAAUUGUCUAUGUCCGAGAGGGAAGGUCGCUGUAACAGCGAGCAAUCCUUCCAAGAUUGCGGAUGUUCUUCCGGACACAAUACAAGUAGUUGUCCUCUUCCUAGAACUCCGGACGACUCUGAAGUAGCUUGCAACGGUACAUGUUGUAAGCAUGGUGCAGAUCGUCACGAUCUACAGUCAUGUGAUGAACUUAUUCAUUCCAAUUCUAGCAUCUCGUUAUUGAAGAAGAAUGGCGGCGGUUUGACACUUGUACAAAUGUUAGAGGAUUCCUACUUACGCGAUGACGAUGACGAUGAUGACGAGGAGAGUCAUAUUCCAGCGGAAGAAGUAUUGGAGUUUAAAUCGCGGAUGUGUCAAGUCACGGAAAAACGACAGGAACUUCGGCAAACACUUAGAGAACGUUUUGCUGUCUUGUGCAGACAUAUGAAACCAUUUACAAUGCAUCAAUAAGAAUGUCUGAUUCAGAGAAUCUUUGCAACACGAUGUAGAAUACGAUACAAUAAUCGAUACAGUUUCUUAUUUCUUUUACAUUGAUUUACUGCCGAGUGUGAUAAACAUAUUUUUGAAAAUUGUUAUCGCCCGAGUUAUCGUGAAAAAGAAUAUUGGAAAUCUGCAUUGCUCAGAAAAAAGACAGACGAUAAUACAGUAUAAUUUACCUGAAACAAAGACUUUUGUCUCGAAAUAAAGAGACAUACCAAAAACAAAAAAGAAGCAAUGUUUUAUGAAACUUUCAUGCAUUAUUUCCAAUAAACGAAAAGACAAAUCUUAGAUUAUAGAAAAUGCAUUGGACUACAUCUAUUUCGAAUGAGUAAGAGGUUGCGAAAUGCAAUGCGAACAGAAAUACUGUAAGACUUCUACAUAACACACAAAUCGAAUUGUAUGGAUCAGUACAAUUUUAGAGCGGGUGUAGCUAUUUUAUACGAGCAUGCCUUGGCCACGGUAUGGCAAAUUUGAUUUCAUUGCAUGCAGUACGAACGCAAGUUAUUACAGACACAAAUUUCAGAUUAUUAACGGAAUACUUGAAGAGUACUGUAUUUUUCCGAAAACCUUAAGUUAUAUCACGAUGUAAGAAAACAAAAUGUACUAUUUUCGAGGAUACACAGAAAAAGAGUGGAUCAAAGUAGCGUCUGCUCCUUGACCAAUUAAAGUUUGCCCACAAAUACUAAAAAACAAUAUGAUUUCUUCCAUGUAUGCCUGUUAAAGAACGAGUUAGAUUAUAUUAACCUCGUAAAAUAUUGUUGAAUAUUCAUUAAUUUGUAAAAAAAGAUGAAAAUAUCUAUUUAUGAUUUGAGUAUUAUAUAGGUAAGUUAUAAAAAUGUUAAUCGACUGUUAAACAUGAAACUAAUAUAAAACUGUGACGACUGUUAAUUUUUACACAUUUUCUAUUUGCAGAAAGGAUGUCAUCAUGUUAUGUAAAACACCAUUAAUUGCACGUUUUAAAAAUUACACAGUUUCUUAAAGCAGUAUUUACAGUCUAAUCUUAGUACCGUGUUUGAGCCUUGCGCAACAUUUGUGGACAAAAUUAAUUGGCUAUGCUCCAUUCAGUUGUCAUUAUGUACAAUGAUUUAUUUUGUUUUCUUACAUCAUGAGUUACGUGAUCAUGGAUUUAUGAGAACUUGUGUUCGUAUUUGUAAGAGUAGAAGCGCAUAAUUGAAGAGAUUGUCAGAACUAUAUAUAAAAUGAAUGUUGCAUUCCAUUAUAUAUAUGUAUAAUACAUAUAUUUUAUUAUUCCAAAUGUACACAUCCACUCCGUGUAAUUACAUUACAUACACACACAUACACAUUGUAAGAUCAUUCUAUAAAAUGGAUGUUUGUCGUAAAAUGCUAUUUACAUAUUGUAUGUUGUAUAAAAAAUAUUUAAGCCACUAUUCAUUGAUA